Saxophila tyrrhenica is the source of this 2121-nucleotide messenger RNA. RefSeq lists its product as uncharacterized. Lineage: Eukaryota; Fungi; Ascomycota; Dothideomycetes; Mycosphaerellales; Extremaceae. Bases 1 to 2121 code for a protein of 706 amino acids. The transcript has a single exon. The record is from RefSeq and is a predicted model, not a curated record. Gene Ontology annotation, cellular component: THO complex part of transcription export complex. Gene Ontology annotation, biological process: mRNA export from nucleus; regulation of DNA-templated transcription elongation.
AUGGCUGUGCCUACAGCGAACGACCUUCAGCCCGUGAUCGAUGUCACGAGCCGGCUGCGAGCGCUCUUACAACAAGCCAACAACCUCAAGCCUGAAGGCACGGUAGACCCGCCACUGCCCGUCGCGGACCUGAUCCAGGGAGUCCAUGCUUUGCACGAUGAUUUCACGGAGGACCGUGACCAGUCCUUCAGGAACGCCACCAUUGAGACCGCCGCUCGGAACAUCUUCUAUGCCGUAAUCAGCUCAACCGACAUCCAGGACCCAGCUUUCGUGGAAGUAUGGAAUCUCCUCGACGUUCUUCUGGUAUGCAGCGACGAAGGCAAAUGCACACCAGAGCUUGCAUGCUGGCUGAUUGAGGAGCUAUUGGACAGCCAGACCACGCAUGGAUGCCGCAUCGUCUUUGACUACUUGGAAACUCGCCGUGAGCGGCUAGCCCAGAAAGACUUCCACAAGAAGAACCUGGUCUUCCUGCGGUCUUGUAAUGAGCUUCUGCGGCGGCUGUCGCGUGCCGAGGAUGCGAUCUUCUGCGGUCGAGUGUUCUUCUUCCUCUUCCAGACUUUUCCACUUGGCGACAAAAGCUCUGUGAACCUGCGCGGGGAGUUCCACACCGAGAAUACGACGAAAUUUGAAGUUGCGAGUGAACAAGCAGAUCAAGAUGGCGACAAAAUGGAGAUCGACGCAGAGCCGCCCAGCAGUGACACGGCGACCCCAAAGGCAGGCACUCCACAACCACCCACCAAACCUGGUAGCAAGGCUGUACCCGUGAAGGCGCCACCGAAGAAAGAGGAAGAAGUAGUCCUCUCGAGCGACGCUCUCUACAGCAUAUUCUGGCGCUUACAGCAAGACUUCUCUGAUCCGACUCGACUGUUCUCAGCAAACAACUUCCAGCUCUUCAAGAAAGGGCUGGAUCGUACCAUCACCAAGUUCAAGAAGACGCCUACCGUUGUGCAGACUCACGCUUCCGGCAACAGCCAGCGCGGGACGAAGCGCAAAGUGGGUGAGGAUAAUACCCUGAACGACCUUGAGGCAGACGGCAGUCAAUUGGUCGAUAGCUACAACCCCAAGUACCUGACGAGCCGCGAUCUUUUCGACCUUGAGUUGAGUGACUUGGCCUUCCAGAGACACAUCCUGGUACAAGCCCUCAUCUUGAUAGACUUCUUGUUGUCUUUGACAGAGAAAGCUAAGAAGCGACUCGCGGCGCUGGAAACCACCAACAAAUCAAUGCUUUACAGCUUCACACUGAGCGAAGAAGACAGCAAAUGGGCUGUUCAGACACGGUCGAACAUCACAAGCUAUCUCUCGUCGUCACCAGAGGGCCGACUGUUCAAUCGCAUGGUCGAAACAGUCCUUGCGAGAGACAAAAACUGGAUCAGGUGGAAAGUGGAGAGCUGCCCUUCCAUUGUGAAAGAUCCAGCAUCUACAGAAUCAGAGAUCGAGGCGCGAAAGCGAUUGAGAGACGCCACUAAGAUCAGGCGCUUGUCCGAACGACCUCCUGUCGCCAUGGACGUCUCAUUCCUGGACGAGGGCCAGAACGGCGGACUCGCAGCGCUCAAGAACCCAUCUCGCUACACUGUACCCAUAGUCGAUGACCUCCUCGAGGGCAUCCAGACCGAUGAACUUGACCUUGACUUCGCAGAGGGCGAGGAGAAGAUAGGCCUGCAAAACGCCAUGUCAAACAAACGUUGGAAAUUACUGAGACAGACGAGGGCGACCCGGCUCAAGUUACUCGACAAAGUCGAGCCUGACGAGGACUUGAGAGAUGUAUUUCGCUCUUCGGCAGAGUCGCAGAACGCUCCAAAAGGCCUUGACGCGGACGUUGAGCCGGGUGUUGCAGCGCAGGACGAACAGCUUGAGGACAGCCAACCGACGGAGCGAAUGUCCACUUUGCUUGACAAUGCCGAGCAGCAGGCGACUGACCUUGACCACGCCGAGCAGCGAACAACUGACGUUGACGCUGCUGGCGAGCAAAAAGCGCAACAACCCAGCCCGCUGGAGAACGGUGAGCAGCAAGCUCCCGAAGGUGAUGUUGCUGAUGCGGAGCAAGUCGGUGAGACUCCUGGUAAUGCGGAGCAGCAACCCACGGGUGCAGGGGAUAGUGGAGAAAAGUUGGACGUGGAGUAG